UCCAGAGUCUUCAAAGUUCAAUAUUUCCAGCUAUUGGAUUGCAGUCUCUAAGUAUCCUGUACUUCUUUGCAACUUUUUCAUGCAUUUGUGGACCUAUCAUUGACCACAAAAUUGGAAUAAAAUGGACGUUUUUCAUCGUUUCGUCAUUAGAAGCAUUGUAUGUGCUCGCCUUCCAUUAUUACCAUCCCUUUGCAUUGAUAACAUGUGCCAUUUUUCUUGGACUUGGAUUGGGGCCAAUGAUCAGAGUCCAGAAAUCAUACCUUAGUCGAAACAUAUCCAGACUUUCAUACGUGACUCAAGCCAUGCGGAACAAAAUACAACAACGCUACUUGCGAAUAUUUUUUCUCACCUCAAAGUCGUUUUAUUUCUGGGGAAAUCUCGCUGCAGCAAUAAUAAUGGAAUAUGCUGGUGGAAUGUAUUCUGAGAGCUCUUCUUUGUCAAAUUCUACAGAAGACGCAGUCACAGUUAUCCAGCAUACUGAGUUGUGUUAUGAAAGAUUGUGCAAAAAUGGAAUUUAUCCGGUGGAAUCAGAUCCAGAAGAUGUGAUUGAGUCCACUACAACUGUGCCAUCAAAAGCGACCAAAAUCUUCAUCUACGUUUUUACACCAGCCAUUGCCAUUGGAGUUUUGAUAAUUUUUAUAUUCUUGGAAAAAGUCGAGGCUUUGCUGGAACAAGAUCCAAUGGAAAGAUCGUUAUUUCACCAGACCAUGCGCCAAAUGAGACUUAUAUUGGUGGAUAAAAACGUACGUCUUGCUUUGCCAAUGCUCAUUUUCAUUGGAAUUGAACAAGCUUUCAUAGUUGGAGACUUCACUCGAGCUUAUAUAAGUUGUGCAUUGGGCCUCCAAUCCGUAAGUUUCACCAUGAUGUGUCUGGGAGGAGCACACACUCUUGGCUCGAUUGGAGUACAUCUCUUUUCUCAGCACUUCCAAAGACCAAUCAUAAUGGCCGCAGGUCUUGUGUGCCAAUCGGGUCUGCUGAUGGUUCUGUGGCUUUGGACUCCCGUGAAAGAUGAUGCGGCAGUGUUUUACGUCAUCUCUGGAGGUUGGGGACUUUGCAAUGCCAUCUGGGAAACCUUAACAUUAACUUUCCUAGCCGCAACAUUCCCGGAUGACUGGCAAGCUCCUUUCUGCACGUACUAUCAGCUCCAGUGGUUCGGGAUGGCCCUCGCAUUCUGCAUCAGUCCCUACCUCUGUACGGAAAUCAAGAUUCUGGGAUUGGCCAUUUUCCUGGCAGUCUCCAUCAUUCCGUACACGAUCGUGGAGUUCAGACUUCACCAUCGAAGCCAAAUGCAGAACCGGACGGACAUGCUUUGAAUUUUAUACCUCCGAAAGAUGAUGAGAAGAAUUUUUUGUGUAUUUUAUCUAUAAUGAUCUCAAUAACAGUGUUAUAUUUGUCGAUAUAUGUGAUAUUAUAUUAU
Messenger RNA from Argiope bruennichi, 1417 nucleotides. RefSeq names its product UNC93-like protein. NCBI's taxonomy places the organism in Eukaryota, Metazoa, Arthropoda, Arachnida, Araneae, Araneidae. Gene Ontology annotation, molecular function: potassium channel regulator activity. The transcript has 3 exons. Gene Ontology annotation, biological process: regulation of potassium ion transport; regulation of muscle contraction. The coding region runs from base 237 to 1313 and encodes 358 amino acids. The record is from RefSeq and is a predicted model, not a curated record. Gene Ontology annotation, cellular component: plasma membrane; striated muscle dense body.